AUGACGGCAAACGGCCUACAGAAACCCCUCAGUGUGCUAUGCACUGGUGGCCUCGGAUACAUCGGAAGCCACACGGUGGUUCAGCUCGUCGAGGAGGGCUUCGACGUGACGAUUAUGGACAACUUGUACAACGCGUCUGAGGAAGUUUUCCGGCGAAUUCGGAAGCUCACGCACUGCGACAACGAUGUUAACGGCAAGAGCGACGCAUCGGGUUCCCACUGCCGUCUGCGAUUCUACAAUGUCGAUAUGCGGGACGAAGAAGCUCUUCGAAAACUCUUCAAAGACCGACACUUUGAUGCCGUCAUUCAUUAUGCAGGUCUCAAGGCCGUAGGCGAAUCGGUUGAGAUGCCUCUGGAGUACUACUACACCAAUAUUGUGGGCACUCUCAAUCUAUUGAAGGUCAUGGACGCGGCGGACUGCCGAUUCUUGGUGUUCUCUUCGAGUGCGGCGGUCUACAAGCCCAAGGUCGGACCGGUCGUGGAAACAGACCCGAUCGGGCCGUCGAACCCGUACGCGCAGACGAAAUCUACGAUUGAACAGAUUCUGAAAGACCUGUAUAAUGCUGACAAGCGUUGGCGCAUGUCUAUUCUUCGUUAUUUCAAUCCUGUUGGGAGCCACCAUUCUGGUCUCAUUGGAGAGUCGCCGAAACACCCUAACAAUCUCGUGCCCUACAUGCAGAAGGUGGCGGUGGGCCAACUGCCCCAUCUGAAUGUCUUUGGAACGGACUGGGACACACCGGACGGGACGGGAGUGCGAGACUACCUGCACGUGGAGGACUUGGCUGCAGGUCAUAUUGCAGCGCUUAGAAAGCUACAGAAGGAGCAGGAUGGAUGCCUUCUCGUCCACAAUUUGGGUACCGGCCGCGGAUACUCGGUGUUAGAGAUGGCCGACAUCUUCGAACGUGUGUCAGGCCGGAAGAUCCCGAGAAAGGCAGCACCUCGACGACAAGGCGAUCUCGCGAGUGUAGUUGCGGAUCCGAGCUUGGCGGAAAAGGAGCUCGGAUGGAAAGCGCGGCGGACGAUGGAGGAGGCCGUCGCAUCUGCAUGGAAGUGGCAGUCGCAGAACCCUCAUGGGUACAACACGGCUGAUCCAUGA
Molecule: messenger RNA, 1095 nt
Organism: Besnoitia besnoiti
Lineage: Eukaryota; Apicomplexa; Conoidasida; Eucoccidiorida; Sarcocystidae
Product: UDP-glucose 4-epimerase
Exons: 8
Coding region: 1-1095 (364 amino acids)
Biological process (GO): beta-D-galactose catabolic process via UDP-galactose, Leloir pathway
Cellular component (GO): cytosol
Molecular function (GO): UDP-glucose 4-epimerase activity
Source: RefSeq, a predicted model, not a curated record